UAUUUUUGAUGGGACUUGAAUUUCUCCAAGCAGGUGCCCCAGGACUGACAGCUGGCAUGGCAUGCUGCAGUGUCACAACAGUGGCCGGGGAAAAUGUGCUGCAGAUGAGCUUGAUCUGCAUACAAAAUGUGUGGUGGAUGUGGAUGCAAACAAGGUUAUUCUUCAUCCUGUAAACAUCAACCUUUCAAAAGGAGAUGCCAGGACCCAACCAAAGGUGUUUGCCUACGAUCACUGCUUUUGGUCUAUGGAUGAAUCUGUCAAAGAAAAAUAUGCAGGUCAAGAUGUUGUUUUCAAGUGCCUUGGAGAGAAUAUUCUUCAGAAUGCCUUUGAAGGCUAUAAUGCUUGCAUCUUUGCCUAUGGGCAAACUGGAUCUGGAAAAUCAUACACCAUGAUGGGUACUGCUGACCAGCCUGGAUUAAUCCCUAGACUUUGCAGUGGACUCUUUGAAAGAGCACAGAAAGAGGAAAACGAAGAGCAGAGUUUCAAAGUGGAAGUAUCCUACAUGGAGAUAUACAAUGAGAAAGUCAGAGAUCUUCUUGACCCAAAAGGAAGCCGUCAGUCAUUAAAAGUUAGAGAACACAGUGUUUACGGUCCUUACGUAGAUGGCCUAUCCAAACUAGCUGUUGCUAGCUACAAGGACAUCGAGUCCUUGAUGUCCGAGGGCAACAAAUCUCGAACAGUGGCUGCAACCAACAUGAAUGAGGAGAGCAGUCGGUCCCAUGCAGUCUUCAAGAUUAUCCUCACCCACACGCUCUAUGAUGUACAGUCAGGGACAUCAGGUGAGAAGGUGGGCAAGCUGAGUCUGGUGGACUUAGCAGGGAGUGAAAGGGCAACUAAGACUGGUGCUGCAGGAGACAGGUUGAAAGAAGGAAGCAACAUUAACAAAUCCCUCACGACUCUUGGGCUGGUUAUUUCUGCCCUGGCAGAUCAGGCUGCUGGCAAGAAUAAAAACAAAUUUGUUCCUUAUCGUGAUUCUGUGCUCACUUGGUUACUUAAAGAUAGCCUUGGUGGUAACAGCAAGACUGCCAUGGUAGCAACAGUAAGCCCAGCAGCGGACAACUAUGAUGAGACCCUUUCCACACUGAGGUAUGCGGACCGGGCCAAGAACAUCGUUAACCACGCUGUGGUGAAUGAAGACCCCAACGCUCGCAUUAUUCGGGAGCUCCGUGAGGAAGUGGAGAAGCUGCGAGAACAGCUCACAAAAGCAGAGGCUAUGAAAUCACCAGAAUUAAAAGAACGAUUGGAGGAAUCAGAAAAGUUGAUUCAGGAAAUGACUGUGACCUGGGAAGAAAAAUUAAGAAAAACUGAAGAGAUAGCACAGGAGCGUCAGAAACAGCUGGAAAGCCUUGGCAUAUCUCUUCAGUCUUCUGGAAUAAAAGUUGGGGAUAAUAAGUGCUUCCUGGUUAAUUUGAAUGCAGAUCCAGCUCUCAAUGAACUUCUGGUAUACUAUUUAAAGGAGCACACGUUAAUAGGCUCAGACAACUCUCAAGAUAUCCAGCUAUGUGGAAUGGGAAUCCUUCCUGAACACUGCAUUAUAGACAUCACCCCAGAAGGACAGGUUAUGUUAACACCUCAAAAAAAUACUAGGACGUUUGUAAAUGGUUCUGCUGUCGUGUGUCCUAUCCAGCUACAUCACGGAGACAGAAUACUGUGGGGAAACAACCACUUCUUCAGGCUGAAUUUGCCAAAGAAGAAAAAGAAGGCAGAUCAUGAGGAUGAAGAGCGAGACAACUCUAUGAAGUGCAGUAAUAGUGUUGAGCAGCUGGACACGGAUGGAGACAAUUCCAGUGAAGUGUCUAGUGAGAUUAACUUCAGCUAUGAAUAUGCCCAGAUGGAAGUCACUAUGAAGGCACUUGGUAGUAAUGAUCCAAUGCAGUCAAUCUUGCAAAGCCUGGAGCAGCAGCACGAAGAGGAGAAGAGAUCUGCCCUCGAGCGCCAGAGACUGAUGUAUGAACACGAACUGGAGCAGUUACGACGGCGACUGUCGCCAGAGAAGCAGCAUUUCCGCAGCAUGGACAGGUUCUCCUUUCAUUCUCCCAGCGCUCAGCAGCGCUUAAGGCAGUGGGCAGAGGAGAGAGAAGAAAUGUUGACCCACAGCCUGAGAAAGCUGCGAGAGCAGAUUGUUAAAGCCAAUUUGUAUGUGAGAGAAGCCAAUUUUAUUGGAGAGGAAUUGGACAAGAGAACAGAAUAUAAAGUUACCCUCCAGAUUCCAGCUUCAAGCCUUAAUGCUAACAGUAAGAGAGGUGCGAUUCUCAGUGAGCCUGCUAUUCAGGUGAGAAGAAAAGGGAAAGGCAAGCAGAUCUGGUCACUGGAAAAGCUGGAGAAUCGACUGGUAGAUAUGAGGGAUCUUUACCAGGAGUGGAAAGACUGUGAGGAAGACAAUCCAGUGAUGAGAGCUUACUUCAGGCGAGCUGAUCCAUUCUACGAUGAGCAGGAAAACCACAGCCUCAUCGGAGUAGCCAAUGUUUUUCUUGAGUGCCUGUUCUAUGAUGUGAAGCUACAAUAUGCUGUUCCAAUCAUCAAUCAGAAGGGAGAGGUGUCAGGUCGUCUCCACAUUGAAGUUGUUCGAGUGAGUGGAGAGAUAGAUGACAGGUUGGUUGGAGGUGAGGAUAGUCCAGACUAUUCAAAUGAAAAUGACACUCAGGAGAGAAAACUUGUCUGCAGGAUUAAAAUACUUCAAGCUACCGGUUUGCCACAGCACCUCUCCAACUUUGUGUUCUGCAAAUAUACAUUCUGGGAUCAACUGGAGCCAGUUAAUGUUGCACCUGAGGUGGAUCCUUCCUUAUCUUCCACCAGCAAGGAGCCGCGGUGCAUGGUUGUCUUUGAUCACUGCAAUGAAGUUUCUGUAAAUAUUUCCGAAGACUUCAUGGAACAUCUUUAUGAUGGUGCUUUGGCAAUUGAGGUAUAUGGGCACAAGCAGAGUGGUGACCGCAAAAAUCCAGCCCUGUGGGAUUUGGGAAUAAUUCAAGCCAAAACACGCAGCCUUCGUGACAGGUGGAGUGAAGUAACCCGAAAAGUAGAACUCUGGGUUCAAAUUCUAGAACUGAAUGAGAAUGGGGAAUAUUGCCCAGUUGAGGUGACCCCUGCCAAGGAUGUAUGCACAGGAGGCAUCUUCCAGCUCCGACAGGAAGAAGAGGAUGAAAUGGACAGUUAUCAGGAUAGGGAUUUGGAGAGGCUCCGUCGGAAAUGGCUGUGUGCCUUAACAAAGCGUCAGGAGUAUCUUGAUCAGCAGUUGCAAAAGCUCGUUGGGAAGCCUGAUAAAACAGAAGACGAUGCAGAUCGGGAGGCACAGCUUUUAGAGAUGAGGCUAACGCUCACGGAGGAGAGGAAUGCUGUAAUGGUUCCUUCUGCUGGCAGUGGGAUCCCUGGAGCUCCAGCGGAGUGGACUCCUGUGCCUGGUAUGGAAACUCAUAUUCCUGUUAUUUUCCUUGACUUGAGUGCUGAUGACUUCAGUUCCCAAGAUAACCUUGAUGACCCUGAAGCGGGUGGGUGGGAUGCGACUCUUGUUGCAGAAGAGGAGGAGGAAUUCUUUGAACUGCAGAUUGUGAAGCAUCAUGAUAGUGAGGUGAAAGCAGAAGCCUCAUGGGAUUCCACAGUCCACGACUGUAUCCAGCUCAGUAAAGGAACAGCAGCAGAUGAAAGAGUUUACCUUAUUGUGAGAGCCACUGUCCAGCUCAGCCAUCCUGCAGAAAUGCAAUUAGUGUUACGCAAGCGCAUUUGUGUUAAUGUGUAUGGCAGACAGGGUUUUGCACAGAGUUUCCUCCGAAGAAUGUCUCACCGAAGUUCCAUUCCUGGCUGUGGUGUCACUUUUGAGAUAGUCUCAAAUAUUCCAGAGGAUGCUCAAGGAGCUGAAGAGCGGGAGGCACUAGCCAGAAUGGCAGCAAAUGUUGAAGAUGCAGCUUCAGCUGACUCCGAAGCCUAUAUCGAGAAGUACCUGCGGAGUGUGCUGGCCGUGGAGAAUAUUCUCACCUUGGAUCGUCUGCGCCAGGAAGUUGCUGUAAAAGAGCAGCUGAUGGGAAAAGGAAAACUCUACCGCAGGAGCCUGAGCUCUCCCAAUGUGAAUCGGCUUUCUGGAAGCCGCCAAGACUUGGCACCCCCCUAUAACCUGAGCAGUAACCGGGGUCGAUGGGAGAGUCAGCAAGAUGUAUCCCAAGGUGCCACAAAUUCCAGUAGAGGCAUUAGUCCAUCUCGUACCUCUCUGUCAGGCUCUGGGCAGCAAAACCACUCUCCUGAUCCGGGUAUUGGUAGCCUUGCUGCUUCCUACCUGAGUCCUGUAAAGUCCUUCGUGCCUCAGAUGCCUAAGCUGCUGAAGUCUCUCUUUCCUGUUAGAGAUGAGAAAAAGGGCAGGCAGACCUCUCCCCUUGCACAGCAGACUGUCCCACGAAUUAUGGUUCAGUCUGCCAGUAGUGAUGCCAGUGCUGCAAAGAUAAAACAGAUUAACCAAGAGGAAGCGGGGAAACAGCCACUUGAAACUGCAGCACAGACAGCUGAGGUGGACAAGAGUCAGGAAAAGACACCCAAAGUGCCUUUGCAGCAGCCCACGGGAGACACCCCGGCACAGGACUCCCAGGAAGGACCUCCAAGUCCUCUGAGUGAAGCCUCCAGUGGGUACUUCUCUCACAGUGUCUCGACAGCCACCCUCUCUGAAGCCCUCGCAGCAGGAAGCGAUGCUGUGGCUCAAGCAGGAGGUCAGGUGCCCGCAGUGAGUGACUUCCCAGCUCCCACUGCAGCUCAGGUCUCUUCUUUGGACAUGCCAGGGCACUCAGACAGUUCUUCAGAAAGCUGUCUCAGCGCUAAGAGAGAGAGUCCACAUGCCUCCAGCCUUCAAAGUGCUCACUCAAGACCCAAAGACAGCACUGAAGUGAAUGGAAAUGAUGCUAUGAAAUCAAAAUCUUGCACAUCUCCUGUGACUCAAAGCGAGCAGGCAAGUGAUGCCUCUGUAGCCACUGAUGUAAAAACCUUUCUCUCUACCUCCACUCCAAAGAAGGAGUUGUUAUCCAAACAAUCAAUGGAGUCAGCAGGACAAGCUAGGAAAAAAGAAAUGGCUUCUGGGGCUUCAGAACAGGGGUUUUCCAAACCACAGAUUCUUCCUGACCAAUUGUCCUCACCUGGCAUUCCAGCUUCCCCCUUCAAAAUCCAGAAAGUCAAGACAUCAGAGCUGAAGUCCUUCACAAGCAUGCUGGGGACAGAUCCCAUGUCUUCACUAAACACAGAAGAGCAGCAAGAAGGAGAAAAGAGCACGUCUGCUGCCCGUGGACUGAACCAUAACGGGUCAGAGAUGGCAGAAGAAAAACUGGAGGUGACUUCUGACUCUGAAGAUGCCAGUGAAAUUCCUGAGUGGCUGAAAGAGGGAGAAUAUGUCACCGUUGGCGCAAAUAAGAUGGGCACUGUUAGAUACAUCGGGCCCACAGACUUUCAGGAGGGAACAUGGGUUGGUGUCGAACUGGAUUUACCUUCAGGUAAGAAUGACGGCUCGAUUGGAGGGAAGCAGUAUUUCAGAUGCAACCCAGGCUACGGAUUGCUGGUGAAACCAGGCAGAGUUAAAAAGGCCACGGGACCGGCAAGACGGCGCAGCACCGGCUUGAGGUUGCAAGGAGGAGCCGCCGCUGAGAACAGGAAGAGCAGCAACUUCUCCGGGUCAGCCUCCAACCUGGCUUCACUCACAGCCCUGGCGAAAUCAGAAGGAGGAUCCAUGCUGCGGCUGGAGAAGAGCCAGAAAAACGCAGAGAACAGGAAAUCCUGGGCAAACUGAGACAGCCCUACCCACCGCAGCAAACGCCGCGCGACGCAGCCAGGGGAAGCUCAACCAUCCAUGUGAACUUCUGGUUUGUGGCAAACACUAAUGAAGGUUGUUUGUUUGUUUGUUUGUUUUCCUCCCUCUGCUUUGGGUGAUUGACAUGUUAAUUCUUUGCCUUGUCAUGGUGCUGGAUCUUCGUCCUUCGUUUCCUGUUACAAAUUGUGACGCUUCAGGGUACGACGGACGGCAGGCGGUGGGUGGGUGUAAGCUCUGCUCUGUUCCACCUUUCAGAGAAGGAAGAGAUGUAUAAAUUGUUCAAAUUAUGGCUUUCCAAUAGCUAUAAAAUACUACCCACACACUGGUGCAUCUCUCGGUGUGACUGGCAAUUCU
Athene cunicularia (burrowing owl) is the source of this 6127-nucleotide messenger RNA. It is a transcript of the gene KIF13B, whose product is annotated as kinesin family member 13B. The record is from RefSeq and is a predicted model, not a curated record. Gene Ontology annotation, molecular function: microtubule motor activity; microtubule binding; cell adhesion molecule binding. Gene Ontology annotation, biological process: regulation of protein localization; microtubule-based movement. Lineage: Eukaryota; Metazoa; Chordata; Aves; Strigiformes; Strigidae. The transcript has 39 exons. Gene Ontology annotation, cellular component: adherens junction. The coding region runs from base 62 to 5752 and encodes 1896 amino acids.